UCCUCCCCCUUUUCCUUUCCACGCCCUCCCACGGCACCUUCAUUCCCAGACCCCUUUCCCCUCCCCCUCCUCCGCCCUCCUCCCCCUUCUCGACUCCUCCGACGCGCCCAGCGCCAUCCGGCGAGCUCCACCGCACCACCGGCGGCAGCGAAAGUGCGGGGGCUGAGUCUGUAGGAGGCGGCGGCGGCGGAGGAGGAGGUGAGCCGAGCAGAGUCGAGGCGAGGCGAUGGGGCAGCAGUCGCUGAUCUACGCGUUCGUGGCGCGGGGCACCGUGGUGCUGGCCGAGUACACCGAGUUCACCGGCAACUUCACCACCAUCGCCGCGCAGUGCCUGCAGAAGCUCCCCGCCAGCAACAACAAGUUCACCUACAACUGCGACGGCCACACCUUCAACUACCUCGUCGAAGACGGAUUCACGUAUUGUGUAGUUGCUGUCGAAUCAGUUGGGCGACAAAUCCCCAUUGCUUUCCUGGACAGAGUUAAGGAAGACUUCACCAAAAAAUAUGGAGGUGGGAAAGCAGCUACUGCCGCAGCAAACAGCUUGAAUAGGGAGUUUGGAUCAAAGCUUAAAGAGCACAUGCAGUACUGUGUGGACCACCCUGAGGAGGUCAGCAAGCUUGCCAAGGUGAAGGCCCAAGUCUCAGAAGUCAAAGGAGUUAUGAUGGAAAACAUUGAGAAGGUUCUUGACCGUGGUGAGAAGAUUGAGCUGCUUGUUGACAAAACUGAAAAUCUGCGUUCUCAGGCACAAGAUUUCAGACAGCAGGGCACCAAGGUGCGGCGAAAGAUGUGGCUGCAAAACAUGAAAAUCAAGCUUAUCGUCCUGGGCAUCAUCAUCGCGCUCAUCCUCAUCAUCAUCCUGUCGGUGUGCCACGGCUUCAAGUGCGGCAGCAAGUGAGGAGUGGGGUGGUGGGACUUACAGAUGGGCCCGUGCCUGCACCGGCGAGAGAAGACCAUGUGGAGUUUUGUUUUGCUCUUUUAGUCGUCGUGUCGAGUCCUGCGCUGAUUAUUCUUGGUGGUCAUCAAAGGGAGUUGUUCCUGAUGUCGGUGUUGAUUGCUGUUGGAUUGGUCGGGAAGUGACUGGGUGAACCGGGUGAAACGGGGGUGUUGUGUCGUGUAAUUUUGGAUGCUACUAUUUGUGCAUGUAUAGCUUGUGUGCUACUACCCUGGUCCAUGCUGCUGCUACUCCUAUAUCAGUAGAUGUUACGUACUACGUUUGCUCCCUGGAUUGCAGGCAA
This is a messenger RNA of Sorghum bicolor (sorghum), 1235 nucleotides long. Its product is annotated as vesicle-associated membrane protein 721. Lineage: Eukaryota; Viridiplantae; Streptophyta; Magnoliopsida; Poales; Poaceae. The transcript is spliced from 5 exons. The coding region runs from base 227 to 895 and encodes 222 amino acids. Gene Ontology annotation, cellular component: membrane. The record is from RefSeq and is a predicted model, not a curated record. Gene Ontology annotation, biological process: vesicle-mediated transport.